UAAAGGCAGCCAAAAGUGAGCCGGGCCUCUGCACACAGUCUGUACGUCACCAUAGCAACCCUUGUCAACCAGGAAGUCCUGUAGUGCUGGAGUGAGUAAGAGAGAGAGAGUGAGAGUGCAUGUGUCUGUCAGAAUGUGAGAGGGACUUAACAGAGGUGAAGCAGACGGGAGUAAAAACCAGUGUAGAGAGAAAAAACUGACUGAAAGCGGACAGAGAGAGGGAAGAAAGAACAGAAAGAGCAUUUUAUACAAAGCAGACCAAGCAGCUCUUUGGGAAUUGCGUGUGUUGUCUUGAGAAAUCUGUGUGUCACACACUUACACACCAACACAAACCGGCAGUGAGUCUGAGUGAUUACUGACCAGGAUCCCUGCAGAUGACAUGCAGUCUCAAAAAAGAGUGGAGGUGCAUGACCAUCUCAAUGGCUCGCGGAUCAUUUUCUCGGAUGAGGCUCUUCCCGGCAGUGGAUCAAGACAGCACUUCAUGGCUCCGAAUAUGACCCAGGAAGUAGUCGUAAUCUCUCCUGGUCUUCCUACACCUCCCUCAAGUCCGUUCCACAACAGUUCAGCCCCUGCAUCGUCACAGCACAAGGUCGCUGAGGUCAACGGAGGUGGAUUCACAACACACAGUUUCGGAUCCUACUAUGGGCUGACUCAGACAAAUGUUGAAUUAUCCGAUGGUGGGAUAUGGACCGGAGGUUCUGCCACUUUACCCAGGAUGUCUGGCACCCGAGAGGAGCGCUUAAUCAAGUUCUCUGGAAUAGGUCCUGUAGAUGAGACAGGCAUGCCAAUCGCAUCCCGAUCUAGCGUAAACAAGCCCAAGGACUGGUAUAGGAGCAUGUUUAGACAAAUCCACAAGAAACCAGAGGAGCCUGAGUUUCACUGGAGAGAAAGGAAGCUGUCAUCAUCUCCUCCCCCAGAUUCUGGCCAGCAGGACGGGCGCUCAGACCCCUUCACCCUCACCCCACACGGAGCCCUGCCCGACUGGGCUGAUCUGGGCGACACAGGGAAGCACCCAGAACCCAAGAGUAUUUUUGAAUUUGAGCCUGGAAAGGGAGCAGCAGUAGAGGAUCGUAGUCAGACUUUGAGGUCUGAGUCACAGCUGCCUUCAUAUCACAGCCCAGUGAAACCUCAAUCCCAAUCUCCAUCCAUAGAGGCGACGCUGGUGUCAGAGCUGAACCGUUUUGAGGCGGAGCUGGACUCAGACAUUCGUGGUCUGGAGAGGAAACUGUCACAGAAGCAGCAGCAGCGGCGAGGCAGGGGUGAGGGAUCUAAAGCCAACACUGCAACCACAAGAACAGAAGAGAACAGACAAGAAAACAGCUAUCCCGUAAUCCCCUGCUCUGCUGUAAAGCAGGGCACAACAGCGAGCUUCAUGCAUUCUGAUGAUCGCAUAACAUCACCAGACAUGGAUUUCCAACCUAAGAAAGAAGAGAGAAAGAUGAAAGCAGCGCGAGCGAAAUUUAAUUUCCAAGCACAGUCACCAAAGGAGCUGACCUUACAAAAAGGGGAUGUAGUGUACAUGCACCGGCAGGUGGACGCCAACUGGUAUGAAGGAGAGCAUCAUGGGAGAGUGGGAAUGUUUCCCACCAGCUAUGUGGAGAUUAUUCCUCCAACGGAGAAGCCCACGCCAAUAAAGUCUCCCACCAUCCAGGUGCUGGAGUACGGAGAGGCUGUAGCCCUGUUCAACUUCAAUGCCGACCUGCCUGUGGAGCUGUCCUUCAGAAAGGGCGAGGUGAUCGCCAUCACCAGACGUGUUGAUGAUCACUGGCUGGAGGGUCGUAUCGCCGGCACCAACCGCAGUGGAAUCUUCCCCAUUAACUACGUCCAGGUCAACAAAAUGCCCCGCACUAAAAGCAGUGAUGACUUUCCAUCUUCUCCCACUCUUACCCCAGAGACCCUCAGCCCUGGUCGACCACAGCACUCCCCUCUGUCUCCCUUGUUACGCUCCCCUGAACCCCAGCUUUCACCUCACAAACACUCCAGCCAGUCACGCUCCCCUCUGUCACAUGAACAGCUCACCUCCCCAAAACAGCCUUCAAACCGCUUCCAGUUCUCACCUGGCCCCACUUCAUCCACGAGCAACCGGACCAGAUCACUGCACCCUCACAGCCCACUGGAAAAGGACACCAGAUCACCCAUGUCUCCUUCCAAUCAUGUGCUGACAUCUUCACAGGGUCCGGGACUGCCAGCUCACACCAGCUCACACCCUCCGUACAUCACCCAGGAUGGGACCAGAACACUAUCUCCGCAGCCCAAUGCAGAUAUUAAGAUUCCUUCCACAUCACAGUCUCCUGUGAACAUGGGUUAUUCACGACAACCGUAUAAAGCAGUUUACAACUAUAAACCCCAGAACAGAGACGAGCUGGAAUUGAGAGAGGGAGACAUCGUUCAGGUCCUAGAGAAGUGUGAUGACGGCUGGUUUGUAGGUACGUCUGAAAGGACCCAAGCUUUUGGAACAUUCCCUGGCAACUAUGUGGCACCAUUUUAAGAGCUUCCACCAAUUCUCACUGACACUACAGGCUCAACCACUAAUCAAUGCACAAUACCGUCUGUCUGUACCACUGUACAGUAUAUACAAAACCACUGCCCUCUUCACACACACACACAUAUCAAAACGUCACAUCCUCCACUAAGCAUGUGCACUCUUCUGCUUACAGUAUCUCUCACAGAUGUUGGACACAGCUGGGUUUGACCACUCACGUGUAAUGAAGCCACACUACAUUAUGCUUGGAAGAUCCUUACAUUUAUUUAUAGUUUUCCACAAUGCUAUUGACAUUAUCUAAGAUGACUUACUCAAUUUUAACAUCUUUGUAAAGUUUACCUCCAUUUUGGUUUCAGAUUUGUAGCAACAUUGCCCUUGAACACUACAUAUCCUGAGGAUCUGGAUGUGAGACAUGGUUAAAACCGUCCGUCUUUUUUGAACGCUCAUCACAGUUGUCAUUGAUCGCCACAUCAUUUUAGAAACACAACCGCAGUUUUAGCAGUCAUUAUCAAGUGUCUGUAAGCGCUUAGUGCAGUUGUCUCCAAGUGUUUAAUCUGACGUUAAUUGUGUAACAAACCCAGCAUGCCAUUCUCUUAAGCUUUAGGACAGGGAAAGUGUUGCCACUUUUAAACUCUUUUGUAUGAGUCUCCUGCUUAGUGAAAAAUCAGUUAGGGUUUGAUUUUUUUUAUGGUGGGUUCCAGCCAGACUAGAUUAAGCAUGGUUUUUGACUCUAUAUGUGACCCUGGAACACAAAACCAGUCUUAAGUCGCUUGGGUAUAUUUGUAGAAAU
Molecule: messenger RNA, 3272 nt
Organism: Sinocyclocheilus anshuiensis
Lineage: Eukaryota; Metazoa; Chordata; Actinopteri; Cypriniformes; Cyprinidae
Product: vinexin-like
Exons: 21
Coding region: 380-2488 (702 amino acids)
Molecular function (GO): protein binding
Source: RefSeq, a predicted model, not a curated record